Messenger RNA from Porites evermanni, 1758 nucleotides. The record is from the annotation of a GenBank genome assembly. Lineage: Eukaryota; Metazoa; Cnidaria; Anthozoa; Scleractinia; Poritidae.
AUGGAGGAUUUAAAACCGAUUUGUGACGUUGAACAAAGUUCUUUCUGUGUGGAAUUACUCAAGCGACUCAAUUUGCAACGAGGUCAGAAUUAUUUGUGCGACAUAACCUUGGUAGCGAGAGAGGGAAAAGAGUUCAAGGCCCAUAAAAAUGUUCUAUCGGCGGCGAGUCCGUUCUUCGUGAAACUUCUUCAGAGCGAGAUGAAAGAGAAAGAAGAAGGUGUUAUUAGGUUCGAGGACAUCUCAGAGUUGAUUCUCGCGGAUAUUUUGGAGUUCAUCUACACAGGAAGUGUCGAGAUAAAUGAAACGAACGCCACUGAUCUGAUUGUUGCUGCAGAAUAUUUACUCAUUGAAGGUUUAAAAACCAAAUCAGGGCGUUUUCUUGAGCAACAACAAAUGACUAGCUCAAAUUGUAUUUCAACCCUUAACUUCGCGGAGAAGUAUCGAUGUGAAGAAUUAGUUAUGAACAGUACAAAGUUCAUACUCGAAAACUUCGCCUCCGUGACAGAAUCAGAGGAAUUCUUAAACCUUAAAGCGGAAGAGGUUGAGACGUGGAUUUCAAAUGACGAGAUUCGUUUAGCAGCUGAAGAAGACGUCCUCAAAAUAAUACUGAAUUGGAUCGAGCGCGACAAAAGCGAGCGAAAAGAUAAGUUCAAAAAGCUUUUUGGACAAGUUCGACUAGGUUUACUAUCGCGUGACUCUUUGCUAACUGUCGUUACACACGAGCUGGUUCGACAAGACCUUGAUUGUUUGACGAAAGUAUUGGACGCCAUAGAAGUAGUUCGUACCGCAAGCGAGGAUAUCAUUAAUCAGUUACCAAGAAAAAGACUUGAGACACAAGCCAUUGUAGUCGGCGGAGGGGAGUACCUUCUCUGUUACCUUCCACUGCUUCCAGAGAAAGACGCCUGGAAAAUUAUGUCCUAUCUCACAAAGCCACAACAAAACCUAAGCCAAUACACAAAGAUGAUAAACUAUCAUGAUCAAUUAUACACCUUUAAUGGCUUCAGCACUCAAAGAUAUGACCCUGUUUUUAACAUUUGGGCGACUUUGGGGCUGGGUAUUUCCCACCGUCCAGAAUAUCUGGAUGAUUGCGGAGGGCAACUCUAUGCCAUACACAUUGAUGAUAGUGAAACUACCGGUAAAACAUCCACUGUGAAAAAAUUCGAUGCGGAAUCGUACUCAUGGCUGUCUGUUCACUCUUCUGAAUCGGGCUGCAGGUAUGACUCUUGUAUUGUUACAGCUUGUAACUGUCUUUAUGUUUUAGGAGGAGAAGCAACGAGAAAUUAUUUACACCCAGAGUAUGUUACAGUGGCUGAAAGAUUCGACACUGUUGGGCAUCAGUGGGAGAAAAUUGCAGACAUGCAACAGGAAAGAGGCGAGGCAUUUGGUGUGGCUUUUCAAGGCAAAAUUUUUGUCGCAGGAGGGAAAGACAAAAGCCGGAAGGAACUUAAUAGUUGUGAGGUGUACAAUAUCACGACCGACGAGUGGCAGUUUAUUGGAAGUUUGAAUGUUCCCCGUUCACAUGGAAGUAUGGUGUGUGUGAAUGGAACAAUUUAUGUGCUAGGUGGUUCACCGCCUAGAUACGCUAAUGCAUACACAGUAGAAGUCUAUGAUCCAGUUGGGAACAAGUGGACCCAGACGACCACCAUACCGGUUGAAAGAAUGUCUGAAAAAGAAAGGCCAUCAUUUACAGGCUGUGCAUUGAAACUCUCAAGAGGAGCGCUUGAUAGAGUAAAGAGAUCAAGUUCUUGGUUGUGGUAA